Sphaerodactylus townsendi is the source of this 4998-nucleotide messenger RNA. RefSeq names its product mannosidase alpha class 2A member 2 (gene MAN2A2). Bases 288 to 3824 code for a protein of 1178 amino acids. Gene Ontology annotation, biological process: N-glycan processing; mannose metabolic process; protein deglycosylation. Gene Ontology annotation, molecular function: alpha-mannosidase activity; carbohydrate binding. Lineage: Eukaryota; Metazoa; Chordata; Lepidosauria; Squamata; Sphaerodactylidae. Gene Ontology annotation, cellular component: Golgi membrane. The record is from RefSeq and is a predicted model, not a curated record. The transcript has 23 exons.
GGAGCCGGGAGCGCGGCCGGGGCGAGGGCUGCGCAGGGCGGCCGAGGGAGGGGUGGCCCCGCCGGGCUCUCCUCCCCCUUCGCCGCCGCCGCCGCCGCCGCCUGCUCGGGCCGGGCCCUGCUGCACGCCGACCGGACGCCGAGGCUACCGCGGGCCCGCUUCGCAGGCUGGGCCGGGGCCGGGAGGGGAGGGGAGGGGAGGGGAGGGGUGCCGUGCCGUGCCGUGCCGUGCCUGACCUGAGCUGACCUGCGCGAGUCCCAGCCGUGCCCGGCAGCGGCGCCCCCGGGAUGAAGCUGAAGAAGCAGGUGACGGUGUGCGGCGCGGCCAUCUUCUGCGUGGCCGUCUUCUCCCUCUACCUGAUGCUGGACCGCGUCCAGCAUGACCCCGCGCGGCCCCACAGCGGCGGCGGAGGCAAUUUCCCGCGGAGCCAGAUCUCGGUGCUUCAGAACCGCAUCGAGCAGCUGGAGCAGCUGCUGGAAGAGAACCACGAGAUCAUCGUGCACAUCAAGGACUCGGUGCUGGAGCUGACGGCCAACGCCGAGGGGCAGCCGGUGGUGCUGCCCUUCCACAUGCCCAACGGCUCCUGGAUGCUGCCCCCCGAGAGCCGCCCCAGCUUCUACUCCGUCGCCUCCCAGGACUGCCACUUUGCCCUGGGCAGCAAGGCCCCCAAGACGGACCUGCAGAUGCUGGCCGUGUCGGAGUUGCUCCCCUACGACAACCAGGAUGGCGGCGUGUGGAAGCAAGGCUUUGACAUCACCUACGACCCCAACGAGUGGGACACGGAGCAGCUGCAGGUCUUUGUGGUGCCGCAUUCCCACAACGACCCAGGCUGGAUCAAGACCUUUGACAAGUACUACUAUGACCAGACACAGCACAUCCUGAACAGCAUGGUGGUGAAGCUACAAGAGGACUCGCGGCGGCGCUUCAUCUGGUCCGAAAUCUCCUUCUUUUCCAAAUGGUGGGAUAACAUCAGUGCCCAGAAACGGGCCGCUGUCCGCAGGCUGGUGGGCAACGGGCAGCUGGAGAUGGCGACUGGAGGCUGGGUGAUGCCCGACGAAGCCAAUUCCCACUACUUUGCCAUGAUCGACCAGCUCAUUGAAGGGCACCAGUGGCUCGAGAAGAACGUCGGGGUGAUGCCGCGUUCCGGAUGGGCCGUGGAUCCCUUUGGGCACAGCUCCACAAUGCCAUAUCUGCUGCGUCGCGCAAACCUGACCAGCAUGCUCAUCCAGCGCGUCCACUAUGCCAUCAAGAAACACUUUGCAGCCACCCAGAAUUUGGAGUUUAUGUGGAGGCAGAGCUGGGAUGCCGACUCCAGCACAGACAUCCUCUGCCACAUGAUGCCCUUCUACAGCUAUGAUGUGCCCCACACGUGUGGCCCUGACCCCAAGAUCUGCCAGUUUGACUUCAAGCGACUGCCAGGGGGCCGCAUCAACUGCCCCUGGAAAGUGCCACCCAAGGCCAUCACCAGUGCCAACGUGGCUGAGAGGGCUCUGCUGCUUCUCGACCAGUACCGGAAGAAGUCCAAACUCUACCGCAGCAAAGUGCUGCUGGUGCCGCUGGGGGACGACUUCCGCUACGACAAGCCCCAGGAGUGGGACGCCCAGUUCCUCAACUACCAGCGCCUCUUCGACUACCUCAACGCUCACCCCGACCUCCACGUGCAGGCACAGUUUGGGACUCUCUCCGACUACUUCGAUGCCCUGUACAAGCGGGUAGGCAUCGUCCCAGGCAUGCGCCCACCCGGCUUCCCAGUGCUCAGUGGCGAUUUUUUCUCCUAUGCGGACCGCGAGGAUCACUACUGGACAGGGUACUACACCUCCAGGCCCUUCUACAAGAGCAUGGGUCGCGUGCUGGAGGCCCACCUCAGGAGUGCUGAGAUCUUGUACAGCUUGGCUGUGAGCCACGCCCGCCACGCCGGCAUGGACAGCAAGUAUCCGCUGUCAGACUAUGCCACGCUCACGGAUGCACGGCGCAACCUGGGCCUCUUCCAGCAUCACGACGCCAUCACUGGCACGGCCAAGGAGGCGGUGGUUGUGGACUACGGAGUCAGGCUGCUUCACUCCCUCGCGAACCUCAAACGAGUCAUCAUCAACGCCGCGCACUACCUGGUCCUGGGGGAUAAGGAAACCUACCACUAUGACUUGGCAGCGCCCUUCCUUGGCCCUGAUGAGACACGCCUCAAUCAGGACUCUUUGCCAGAGAAAACGGUCAUCAAGUUAGAUACAACGCCCAGGUUUGUGGUUGUGUUCAACCCACUGGAACAGGAGCGCCUGAGCGUCGUGUCCUUCCUGGUGAACACGCCUCGCAUCCGUGUCACCAACGAAGAGGGGCAGCCUUUGGCCGCGCAGCUCAGUGCCUGGUGGAGUUCUGCCACAGACAUGGCUCCCGACGUCUACCAGGCGUCCAUCAUGAUCCGACUGCAGCCGCUGGGUCUCGCCGUCCUGCAAGUGAGCAAGUCUUUUGACAACCACAGCACUCUCAAGUCCUCUGUGCGCCUCUUCCUGCACGGCCGUGACCUCCCUGUGCGUAAGCAGAAGGCCUUUCCGGCGCGCAUCAUCCCUGCUGCCACUGAGGACUUCUGUCUUGAGAACCAGCAGAUGCGGGCCUGCUUCCUGGGGCCCAGUGGCUUGCUCAAAAGCGUGCACUAUGCUGGGGAAGAUCAUGAGCGGCAGCUGCAGAACCAGUUCCUUGUCUAUGGGACCCGGAGCACCAAGGACAAGAGUGGGGCCUACCUCUUCCUGCCGGAUGGAGAAGCCAAGCCCUACGUACCCAAGGACCCCCCCGUCAUUCGGGUGACAGAGGGACCCUUCUUCUCAGAGGUGGCUGUCUAUUAUCAGAACAUCCAGGAGGUGGUGCGGCUCUAUAAUGUGCCAGGGGUGGAUGGGCUGUCCCUGGAGAUCUCCUGCCUGGUGGACAUCCGCGACUACGUCAACAAGGAGCUGGCGCUGCGCUUCAGCACUGACAUCGAUAGCGGGGGCACUUUUUUCACUGACCUGAACGGCUUCCAGAUUCAGCCACGACAGUACCUGAAGAAGCUACCGCUGCAGGCCAACUUCUACCCCAUGCCAGUCAUGGCUUAUAUCCAGGACCCACAGAGCCGCCUGACCCUGCAGACGGCUCAGGCCCUGGGAGUCUCCAGCCUGAGCAGUGGCCAGCUGGAGGUGAUUCUGGACCGACGCCUCAUGCAAGAUGACAACCGAGGCCUCGGACAGGGUUUGAAGGAUAACAAACGGACCUGCCACCACUUCCGUCUCCUCCUGGAACGGCGGAGCGCCACUCCGAAGAGCUCCGGCUUCUUUUCCAAAGUGGCCUCCAUGCUUAGGGACUGGGUCUAUUCCGGCAGCAAGGCCAACGGCCAAGAGGUAAAGCCUGCACAGCCCGGCACUUUCCCUUCUUUGCUCAGCCACAUGACUUCCAUGCACCUGAACACUGAGGUGCUGGUGAUGCCCGUGGCCCAGGAGAAGCCCCUGCCUCCGGCCCUGCGGUCUUUCCAGCCCUUCUCAGCCCCCAUGCCGUGCGACUUCCACCUCGUCAAUCUGCGCACGCUUCAAGGGGAGGACGAUUCGCUGCCUUCCCCGGAGACCGCUCUGAUCCUGCACCGCAAGGGCUUUGAUUGCGGCCUGGAAGCCAGGAACCUGGGCUUCAAUUGCACCACCACCCAGGGCUCGCUGUCCCUUGGUGGCCUCUUCCAAGGCCUUGAGCUGGUGUCCAUGCAGCUCUCCUCGUUGACUCUGAUGUACCCACUCGGCCCUGCUUCCUCCAACAGCACAGUCCUUCACCUGGACCCCAUGGAGAUAGCCACAGUUCGUCUUCACCUCGGGUAACGCCCCUCCGAGGCUGGCUGGAGCAUGCUGGGCUGCCAGGCGUUGCAGAAACUGGACUGGUGACAGACGUGCAGGCUGUGCUGUGGGGCCGGAGGGAGGGCGGGAGGCCUCCUGUUAUUUAUUCACCUCCUUUCAGGGAUGCUGCAUGUCAAAGGCCAGGUGCUCCGUGGGCCUGUGCAGCUCAGCCCAGCCCAGCACAUGCUGUCCAAGGGAAGGCCUCUCAUCGCGCCCUCUUCUGACCUGUCCGACGUGGCCUGUUGGCCCGGCUUGGCUGCUUCCUUGAGCAGGAAAACAAUGACGUAGCAAUCACUGGAUAGAAACUAAACGCGUUCUCAGGGAAAAAGCCCCUCUGGGGGACACGCAGCUCUCGCGGAACCCGGGUGGAACGAGCCUCCUUUCCAGGAUGCAGGGAAUGUCGCCGAUGCUGCUACAGACAGUCACACUUGACGCGGUGACAGAAACUGCUAUGUUUCAAAUGGAUCCCAAACAGCUGGAUUCCACGAGGCCUCUCUGGCUCUGGCAGACGGGGAAGACGGGAGCCGAAGCUCCGAUGGCCAGCUGUGGCCCACAAGGCCCCUGGUGAAGCCGGCGGAGAAAUGCUUCUUUAGCUCAUUCCCCACCCCCUGGGGAAGUGGACAGGCCUUCCUGGGUGAAGCCCUCGGCCCUGGGGCUUCUUCCAAACCACAAUGACUAGUAUCCCCCGAGUGCUUGUCCGCACUGCAAUGAUCAAGAGCUAAGUGCGGCUCCGAGAGGCUUAGGAUGAGCCCCCUCCCACCUGACAGCAUCUUCCUCUGGAGGGUCUCCAGCGCUCACGGUGGCUGCAUCACGGAAGCAGGGCUGUGGAACGCCCCAGGCUCCCUUCUGGCCACGGAACAGUGGUGUCCUGCCACUGGCUUCGUCGGUGGAGAUGCUGGCUGUGUGUUGUGCAAGGAGGAUGGGUGGCGAAGAAGGGGCUGCCCUCACUUGUACCUGGGCGCUAGUGGGGGGCCCAGGGAGCAGCACCCCCGCCCCUGCAGCAAAGAGCAACGCCAGAGGGGGAGGUUGCAGCUGGCCAGUGGAGGCCACUCGUGCAAGAGGACUGGUCCUCCUCCGCAAGGCAGGCGAACACUUGGCCAGGCAUGGCAGCCAAGGGCAGUCAUUGGUGGCGUGGUGCAAUAAAGGCAGUUCUCUUCUA